Eremothecium gossypii ATCC 10895 is the source of this 501-nucleotide messenger RNA. RefSeq names its product ACR002Cp. The coding region runs from base 1 to 501 and encodes 166 amino acids. The record is from RefSeq and is marked provisional. The transcript has a single exon. Lineage: Eukaryota; Fungi; Ascomycota; Saccharomycetes; Saccharomycetales; Saccharomycetaceae.
AUGCUCAUUACCAUUCUCGCGCCUCACCCUGAAAGCUGCCGACCCCCUCAUAUAGAGGACUUCCGUCUCCCUUUAUAUACAUACCUAUUUAGAACUGGGCGUGCUCAGACAAGCUACCAUUUUGCAGAGCUUCGAAAUUUAUCGCGAAAGAGCGUUGGAACCCGGUACCGGCAGCCGGAGCCCUAUGGCUUAGCAUAUUGGUGCCAUUCUACUUUUACAUCUAGUGCCACUGAGCACGUGGCCGCCACUAGACUUUAUGCCGGCAUCAACUUUCGGCCUGCUGUAAACCCGCCUUUAAGGUACGUAUAUAAAUACAACGAUUGGCGACGACAUACCGAAGAAGCCGUCAAGAAAGGAGGACAAAAAAUACUAUUUUUUGUGAAUUGGGGUUAUAUUAUCAUUAUUAUCAGGCUCUUGGUCUGUGUAACAGUGCGAUUCGUAAAAGCAGAAGAGGGAUUCUUUGUCGGCCGGCUUCGGUUUGCGUGUUUUACUGUACCUUGA